CGAGGAUUGGGGGGCGGAGGGGGAAGAGCAGGUCACUCCGCCCGAGAGUGGCACCAGCACGCCUGCACUGAGUGAGGAGGGCCACGGCCCGCUGUCAUCCCCAAUCGCAGGGUUAAGUUUUUUGACUGACAGCGUCUGUGUCCUCUCUCGAGUCUCGGUUUCUGCCCUCCUCCUAAACUCCUAAACCUCUCCCUCUGUUUGGGCCGCCGCGCGAAUUUGCCACGCGCGAACCUGCUGACAAUCUAAGGAAAAUUUGUGCUGAUGUCGUUUGUUGUUCUUCCUCGCGCCGCUAUGCUUUUUGGAGCAGGAUGUGCCCACCGUUAUGCAUGUUGUGAGUCUGGCCUCGGCUUCCGCCUGGUCAUAGCGGGCGCCGCUGGGCGCGCAGGCGCAGAGCCGCUGCGGCAGACGCACGAUGCGCACCGUAAAAGGCUGGGGCGCGAAGCUUCGGCUCUGCCAGCGGGUGUGCGCCCCGAAGUUUCACACCUGCUAGGCUCCGAUCGCCCCCUCCUCUUGAAGAAGAGAACAGCAAAGGCACACAUUUUCGGAGCGGGCACUUGCCCCAGCGGUGCUGGGCCGAGGCGUCCCAGGCUCGGUCGCGCCACUUGGGAGCCCCACCAGGCCCUCCAGGGCCUCGCGCGGGGGGCGCGGGGGCCGGCCAGGGCCGCCAUGGAGCAGCUGGGGCCACCUUGGGCCAGGGGCCACCGGCAGCAGCUUGAGGCGCGGGUCGGCCGGCACCUGGCGGUGGCACGCACGCACUGCGACUGGGGUCGUGUGGCGGGUGAUGCGGUCAUGUUUCGUUGCCACUCUCGGGUACGGCGGAAAGGGUGCCUGUCCACAAGCAGUGUAAAGUACUCGCAGAUGGCGCCGUCCCGCAUGCGUUUCACACGACAGCUGCCAGAGCGAUGUUUCUGGACAGUCAGGCCAGCCAUUCAAGCAGGAUAUGCCCAUCACGAUAGGUUCGAGUGCGCCCGACGCCCGCGCCCGAUAUUCGCAGCUGCAUAUGGCUGGGUAUUCUGUCUGGCUAAUUUUUUAUGCCCAGCCUUGGCUUCUGCCAACCAGGGCCGUCGCCAUUGGGCGUGUGCAAAGCGGAGCCGCCGACGCAGACGCACGAGACUGAGGCGCGCUUCGGACUGCUGUGGCGCGAGGUCUCGGCUCUGCCGCGCGGGUGCGCCUCGAGGCUGCACGGCUGCCAGGCGCCGAUCUUCCCCCGUCGAAGAAUUCUUCUUCUACCUUCGCCGCUGCUGGCCUGGAGCGUGGACGGCGAGGCAGCGAGAGUGCGCCGAGCCAGUCAUUGACUCGAUCGGCUUCGCUGGGUCCUGCAGUUGGUACAACACGCCACAGGGACUCGUCGUGAAUCCGCAGGCGUUCCCAGAUUUCCUGCGUCCUCGACGAGGAUUCUUUCUUUCCUAGCAACGCCAAGCGCGACUACUCGAGAACGACGCGUAGCAGACCA
Messenger RNA from Prorocentrum cordatum, 1453 nucleotides. NCBI's taxonomy places the organism in Eukaryota, Dinophyceae, Prorocentrales, Prorocentraceae. The record is from the annotation of a GenBank genome assembly.